Ipomoea nil (Japanese morning glory) is the source of this 3545-nucleotide messenger RNA. RefSeq lists its product as uncharacterized. Gene Ontology annotation, molecular function: dipeptide transmembrane transporter activity; tripeptide transmembrane transporter activity. Gene Ontology annotation, cellular component: membrane. Lineage: Eukaryota; Viridiplantae; Streptophyta; Magnoliopsida; Solanales; Convolvulaceae. Gene Ontology annotation, biological process: dipeptide transport; transmembrane transport. The record is from RefSeq and is a predicted model, not a curated record. The coding region runs from base 20 to 3364 and encodes 1114 amino acids. The transcript has 8 exons.
UUCACGAACCAAUCACCAAAUGGCCGCCUCUGAAGUGAGUGUAGCAGAGGACCCUCUGUUCCCAAACGCCAUUGUUGAACAUGCCGUUAACUACAAAGGCCGUCCAGUCGGCCGAGCCAACUCCGGUGGAUGGAGAUCGGCGUCAUUCAUUAUAGGUGUGGAAGUGGCGGAGAGGUUUGCAUACUACGGAAUCAGCUCCAACCUAAUCACCUACCUGACGGGGCCGCUGGGUCAAUCCACCGCCACGGCGGCGGAGAACGUCAAUGCCUGGUCUGGAAUGGCGAUGCUGUUGCCGCUUCUAGGUGCGUUCGUGGCAGACUCAUUUCUCGGCCGAUUUCGCACCAUUAUCGUUUCAUCCCUUCUGUAUAUCCUUGGACUUGCCUUUUUAACCCUUUCUGCUGUCCUUCCGUUCAGCAAUUCCGACUGCAAAACUGGUGCAGACAUUAAAGCAUGUUCUCCUCCUCAACUCCAGAUUAUCUUCUUUUUCUUUGCACUGUAUCUAGUAGCUCUUGCACAAGGAGGGCACAAACCCUGUGUUCAGGCUUUUGGAGCUGACCAGUUUGAUGUGCAUGAUUCAAGGGAGUGCAAACAGAAAAGCUCCUUCUUCAACUGGUGGUAUUUUGGCAUAUGUUUUGGCGCUUUUGUUACUAUCUUGGUGAUGAGUUACAUUCAAGAUAACCUAAGUUGGGGUCUUGGCUUUGGGAUUCCUUGCAUUGUCUUGGUUCUUGCACUAAUCAUAUUCUUACUAGGAACUACAACUUAUCGGUUCAGUGCCAACCACAACAUGAAAAACCCAUUCAUGAGAAUUGGUAAAGUAUUUGUCAAAGCAGUAAAGAAUUGGCGGAUUCCGCAAUCUGUAAUUUGCAUAGAAGAGGAAAGUCAUGGAAUCCCUCCCUGUUCCCAACAGUAUCGGUUCCUUAACAAAGCAAUGCUUGCUCCCAAUGAUUCGCAAGAUGGGGAGGUUUGCACCAUCAGCAAUGUUGAAGAAGCAAAAGCAGUUCUAAGUCUUGCUCCAAUAUGGAUUUCUUGUUUGGUGUAUGGGAUUGUAUAUUCCCAGUCAGAAACUUUAUUCACCAAGCAGGGCUUCACAAUGGACAGGUCCAUAGGUAAAAAUCUUGAAGUCCCAGCUGCUGCUCUUCAAUGCUUCAUUGCCUUUACCAGUCUUUUCUUGGUCCCCUUCUAUGACUGCAUAUUCGUUCCAAUUACCAGAGCCAUCAGUGGGAAGCCCUCAGGGAUAACAACACUUCAACGAGUUGGGGUCGGGUUAUUUCUAUCAAUUGUCACGAUGGCGAUAGCAGCUCUGGUCGAAAGCAGGCGCCUCAGAGUUGCUCGAGCAUAUCAGUUGGUCGAUUUGCCUGAGGCAACAGUUCCAAUGAGCGUGUGCUGGUUAAUACCUCAGUACGUAUUAUAUGGAAUUUUUGAACUAUUCGCCUCGGUUGGUAUGCAGGAGUUUUUCUAUGAUCAAGUGCCAAACGACCUGAGAAGCAUUGGGCUUGCUCUUUUCCUCAGUGUGUUUGGGGUAGGGAGCUUCCUAAGCAGUCUUCUCAUUUCUGUCAUUCAGAAAGCAACCAUUAAUGGGGAAGGUAGUGAAGGGUGGAUCUCCGACAACUUGAAUAAGGGACAUCUGGAUUACUUCUAUUGGCUACUGGCAUUGCUUAGCACAGUCGCAUUCGCAGUCUACCUGUACUUCUCGAGAUCAUACAUGUAUAACGUCGUGGAUGGCUCUGUCGAUUUCAAAGGCCGCCCCGCUGCCCGAUCCAGAACGGGGCGGUGGCGAUCCGCAUCCUUCAUCAUAGGUGUGGAAGUGGCAGAGAGGUUUUCCUAUUAUGGAAUAAGUUCGAAUCUGAUAAGCUAUCUCACUGGGCCUCUCGGCCAAUCGACGGCGGCGGCGGCGGCCAAUGUCAACGCCUGGUCCGGAGUUGCGUCGCUUUUGCCGCUUUUGGGUGCCUUCCUGGCCGACUCAUUUCUUGGUCGGUACCGGACAAUUGUGAUCUCCUCCCUGCUCUAUACCCUGGCGCUGGGCUUCCUGACCAUCUCUACUGUGCUUCCUUUCGAGUCUUCUGACUCUCAAAAUGGUGCAGGCUCUCCUCCUCAGUUCCAAGUUAUCUUCUUCUUCUUUGCUCUAUACCUUGUGGCACUAGCACAAGGUGGGCACAAGCCUUGUGUUCAAGCUUUCGGGGCUGAUCAGUUCGAUACUCAAGAUCCGCAAGAAUGCAAAGCCAAAAGCUCGUUCUUCAACUGGUGGUAUUUCGGGAUGUGCUUUGGCGUUAUGGUUACACUCUGGAUUUUGAACUAUGUUCAGGACAACCUUAGUUGGGGUCUCGGGUUUGGUAUCCCUUGUGUAGUAAUGGCUCUUGCUCUUGUUAUCUUCUUGCUUGGGACUUUUACUUAUCGUUUUCGCCAAGACAGAGAUGAGAAGAAUCCGUUUGUGAGAAUUGGCCGUGUAUUUAUCUACGCCGCUAGGAACCACAAGACUAGCUCUGCAGCGAUAGCCUCGGAACAGGAGACUCAGGGAAUUCUACCUAAUGAAGGUUCUCAGCAGUUCAAGUUCCUUAACAAGGCACUGCUUGCUCCCGAUGGUUCAAAGGAGGAUGGAGAAGUUUGUAGCAUGAGCGAGGUUGAAGAAGCUAAGGUCAUUCUCAGAUUGGCUCCGAUAUGGGUGACAUGUUUAGUGUAUGCCAUCGUGUUUGCACAGUCAUCUACUCUAUUCACGAAGCAAGGAGCUACGAUGAAUAGAUCUAUUGGUUCGAAUCUUCAAAUACCCCCUUCUACACUCCAAACUUUCAUUAGCCUUUCUGUUGUCAUCUUUAUCCCUAUAUACGACUGCAUUUUUGUUCCCGUUACACGAGCUGUAACUGGAAAGCCCUCGGGAAUAACAAUGCUUCAAAGAAUUGGAACGGGAAUCCUUUUAUCUGUCGUCUCUAUGGUGAUUGCAGCUAUAGUAGAACAGCAACGUCUUCAAAUUGCUUCGGACCACGGGUUAAUUGACAAGCCCGAUGCAACGGUUCCCAUGAGCGUGUGGUGGCUAAUACCCCAGUACGCAUUGUUUGGCAUUUCAGAUGUAUUCACCAUGGUCGGGCUACAAGAGUUUUUCUACGAUCAGGUGCCCAAGGAGCUGAAAAGCAUAGGUCUCGCUUUGUACCUCAGUAUAUUUGGCAUCGGGAGCUUCUUGAGCAGCUUUCUCAUCUCUAUCAUCGAGCAAGCCACCGGUAAAGAUGGCGGAGACAGUUGGUUUUCUGACAACUUGAACAGGGCGCAUCUUGACUACUUCUACUGGCUCCUCGCCGGACUUUCUGCACUUUCAUUGCUUGCAUACUUGUAUUUUUCAAGAUCUUAUGUCUACAACAAAGCCAUUGUGAUAUAAAAUGCUUGGGCAAUCUUUGUACUAUCUUGAACUUGUAAUGUAUUAGUUAUGCCAUUUUAUGAACUUGUAAGUAUUAAUUAAUGUACUAAUCAGUAUGCUUGGACGAUUAUAUUGUAGGUUCAUAUGUAAUUUUGGAUAUUGUGGUUUAUGAUUUGUGAGCUUGAUUAUCUACUUGUAUUAA